AUGUUCAAGAAAUCGCUCUUCGUAUGUCUUCAGGCCCUUUUAAUUCAGGGUUUUUCUGCACAAUGCUUGGGACCCUACAAUGGAUAUGCGGCUGAUGAUUUAGCUUGGGCAGCUGGUAAUCCUUUAGCCUGGGAGAAUGGCAUGAGCUGGGCUGCUCCUAAUCAACUUGCUCUGGAAUCGGCGGCAGCUUUAGGUGCAGCAGCUCCUUAUGCUUCUGCAGCAGGUCCCUACUAUUCCUCCCUUGCAUCACCUGCAUCUCUAAGUGCUUCUAAUGGAGGUGGUUUCGCUGUGACCAGUGCCUCGCCAAUAGCCGCUACUGGCGUGACUAUGACGUCUGAAAAUGUUUAUGAAGGACCUUUAUCUGUUGCUGGUACUAUGCCAUUCUUGGGUGCUGUUGCUUUAGAAGGAUCUUUGCCGACUGGUGGUGCUGGCGCUGUGUCUUAUGCUUGUGGUAAUGGAAACGUGGCUAUGAUCAAUGAGGAUUAUGCUGGUUAUAGCAUGGGUCCUCUCGGUUUUGAAGCUGGUGUUAAUGGUCCAGCUUAUGGCUUGAACGGUUUAGCUGGACCUAUUGUGGAAGCAGCUCUUCCUGGUGCAGCAUUCGCAGCUGGAACUCGUUUCGGUGGUUGCGGAUGUGGUGCUGCUUAUUAA
Danaus chrysippus (African queen) is the source of this 648-nucleotide messenger RNA. The record is from the annotation of a GenBank genome assembly. NCBI's taxonomy places the organism in Eukaryota, Metazoa, Arthropoda, Insecta, Lepidoptera, Nymphalidae.